AUGGUUCAAAUCUGCUUUUCUGAUCCUGGCUCGACCCAUCUUUCUAAAAUCUGUCAUUGUGAAGUUGAUCCGAACGUACCUGAUCAUGAAGAUAGUGAGCCACCUCUUUUACUGGCUGCCAUGUGUGGCUCCGAUCAAGCAAUGCACGUCCUCCUCAGUCACGGUGCGUCAAUUAACGCUAUCGACAGACAUGGUAACACGGCACUCCACUGGGCGGCAAUUGUAGGCAAUAUGAAUUGUGUGACACUCCUCCUGUCACAUGGAAUCCCCAUAAAUAUCACAAAUGACAUAGAAGUCACUCCUCUGAUGUUUGCUGCUUCCUACGAGCACAUUGACAUCGUGGGAUAUCUGCUACAGCAAGGAGCCAGCACGUUGCCUCAAUUGAAUCAAUGGAAUGAAUCGGCACUCACGUUCGCAUGUUAUGCGGGUGACAUUGGCAUCGUGGAGAUCAUUUUAGCGGUGGAGGUCCCGGUGGAGUAUCGGAGCAGGGAAUUGUACUCUUCCCUUGGACAGGCUGCGUUGGGCAGACAUAUGGAUGUGGUAGAACUCCUACUGGAUCUUAAAGCGCCUGUCGAUCUCCAGGACACAUUGAUUGAAAAUCCCCUUCAUUUAGCCAUUCGUGGUGGCAAUGAGUCAAUCAUCAGCCUCCUCCUAUCCCAAGGGGCAAAUAUUGAGGCCAUUAGUCUCGAUGGCUACACACCACUCAUGGCGGCUACAAGAGGACGAAAUGUGAAUGCGGUCACUGCCCUCCUAGAUGCAGGAGCGGACAUAUACGCAGUGAAUGAAGCAACCGGCGAGACUGCUUUUUCUCUGGCUGAAGAACGGGGUUACGAUCUGGGCCUCAAAUAA
Molecule: messenger RNA, 849 nt
Organism: Echinococcus granulosus
Lineage: Eukaryota; Metazoa; Platyhelminthes; Cestoda; Cyclophyllidea; Taeniidae
Product: Ankyrin repeat and KH domain-containing protein mask
Exons: 5
Coding region: 1-849 (282 amino acids)
Molecular function (GO): protein binding
Source: RefSeq, a predicted model, not a curated record